Messenger RNA from Ruditapes philippinarum (Manila clam), 1661 nucleotides. RefSeq lists its product as uncharacterized. Bases 14 to 1018 code for a protein of 334 amino acids. The transcript has 6 exons. The record is from RefSeq and is a predicted model, not a curated record. NCBI's taxonomy places the organism in Eukaryota, Metazoa, Mollusca, Bivalvia, Venerida, Veneridae.
UUUUUAGAAGACCAUGGCACUUAUAAACAAGGAAAUUUUCUUACUUCUGUCGGGAUGGAUGAUUUGGUGUGCCGAGACUCAAACUCGGGAUUUAUUCAUGGAUUCACCUACAGCAUGCGGUAAAACAUUUGCAGCAGGUGAUCGAGAAGUGUUUCGUGUAAAACCACGAGGAACAGUUGGUGUAUCUAACCCUACAACAAACUGCAUUGUGUAUUUCGAAUCCAGUCAAGCGAGUUCGAACUACAAGUUUGAAAUUGUCGUAGAAGCGGCUUCAUUUCGUGACUGUGGUCUUCAGCUUCGUAUAUUUGAUGGCAAGGGCACUGGUGACAAUUACCUGCGAGUAUUGCGUUGCGGUUCAACAACAUCUUCUUCACAGUUCUAUUCGAAAGACAGAACAAUGUCACUCAUGUUGACUCGAACUCAGAACCAUUAUUUCUUCGGGAAUGAUUUCCAGCUCAAAAUACAGCUUUACUAUGAUAGUGAUAGCAGUGAGAGCAAAGGCAGCAGUCAAAAUACCGUUGACGUCUUUAUGGACUCACCUUCAACGUGUGGAAAAAUGUUUACAGUUGAAAGUCGUGAAAAGUCUCUUCUUCAACCACGCGGGACAGAUUUUAUAUCGAACCCUCCGACCACUUGCCUUUUGUACUUUCAAGGAAGCUCUAAGCUCGAGAUUGCCGUAGAGGCCGCUUCCUUUAAUGGUUGUGGUCUUCAGCUGCAUAUAUUCGAUGGUAGUAGCAUUGCUGAUGACACGCUGCGAAUUAUGGGUUAUGGUUUGAACACAUCUACUUCACAAUACUACUCCAAGGGUAGGACAGUAACUCUGAUGUUGACACGGAGUAGGAGCCAGUACUUCUACCGAAGUGAUUUCCGAAUUAAAAUACAGUCUUUUUGUAAGUUAAAUGAUACAUGCCUGAAAAAAGAGAGUCAAGUGCUGAGUGGUAGCUGUGAAAAAGUUGUUUCGUACUAUAUAGUUCAACUCUGUGUUGCAAUAUUGUCAUGGUCCUUUUGGGAUAAUUGAGUCCAUUACUUAUAGUGUUGAGGAUUAAAUACCGAUAAGCCGAUGCUUGGAAUGGUGAUGACUACUUCUCAUAAACAAAUUCAGUCAAAUAAAGAUGCCUAAAGUGAAAUGUGAAUAUCAUGCAAGAUCAUUAAAAAAAGAUUAACAUAUUAUACUUUUGUAUCUAUUAUGUACAUGUAUAUACAUGUAUUUAGCCAUUUGUGAAAAAAAUAUAUUUUGAGCGUACUGGAUGAAAUAAGUAAUAUACCACCGAGACAAUCUUGAUCAAAAAUCAAGAUCAACUUCAUAACAAGUUGGGUUCUUUUUUUAUAUUAGUUUUCUCAAAGAAAAAAUUCAUUCGGAACGUCCUCGGCUAUUAUCUAUACAUGUAAUUACCACGGGGUAAAUACUGAUUGAAAUGGUUUCAGAUGAAAACAGAGCCAGAAAGUAUAAUCUUCAUAAAGUAUAACGAAUGUAUAUACAUUUAUUUGACAUUCAAAGGGAAACUAACUCUGUUUCGGUACAAUAAUGAUUUAAAAUAUGUCUGACAAUCAUUUUUAAUUUAAAUAUGCCCACUGAUAUAAACAAAUCCGAUUCAAAGUCAACAGGUUGGUAUUUUGUACUUUCGGUUUCAACGACCAUUAAGAUAAUUACAUAAAAAAUG